CUCGGGCACCAAGGUCGCGCUGAUGGAGGCGCUUGGCGUCUGGUACUUCGAGGCCGACGAAGUCGUGCAGCACGUGCGCACGGCCCUCGGCCUGCCCCCCGCCAACCCGACGGGCGGAGGCCUGCCGCCGCAGCUGCUGCAGAGCGGAUGUGCCGCCGGUCUUGCGCAGCACUGUUGGGCAGACUGGGCGCUGCUGCCGCCGCCUCCUCGCCCCGCCGCCGGACGCGGCGCGCCACUGCUGGCGCCGGCGGGCGGGGGAGGGAGCGGCGUGAGCACGCCGCUCGCUGUACCGCUCAUUGGCGCCGGAGCAGCCAGCGCUCUCGAGACCAUCGGAGGAGUCAGCGGAGCUCCGCCGCCGCCGCCGACCCCGCCGCGAAACGCAACCUCCUCCGCCGCCGCCUCCUCUUCCUCUUCCUCUUCCUCCUCCUCCUCUUCCUCCUCCUCCUCCGCCGCCGCCUCCUCCUCCUCCUCUUCCUCUUCCUCCUCUUCCUCCUCCUCCUCCGCCGCCGCCGCCGCCUCCUCCUCCUCCUCUUCCUCUUCCUCCUCUUCCUCCUCCUCCUCCGCCGCCGCCUCCUCCUCCUCCUCCUCCUCCGCCGCCGCCGCCGCCGCGGGCAGCGGCAGCGCGCUCCCCCGCGUUCGGCUGCUGCAGCUGUCCGGCCCCGGCGCGACGCCGCUGCUUCCGACGGGUGCUGCCUUCCUCGAGCACGAUUUGCAGGCGCGCGUCCGGCUCGCCGUGCUGGGUGCCCUCCUCCGCCGCGUCAGCGUGCGGCCGCGCGCGCACUGCGACUCCCCGUGGGCCGUCAUGCAGCAAAUGGGCUUCCGCGGCGUGUGGCAGACGCCGGGCGAGCGGUGGCCGUUCGCGGGCGGCACGUUCUGCUGCAGCCCGAUCUACGGGCGGCUGCUGAGCAAGCGGCAGGCGGGCUGCGGCGGCUCGGUCCACGCUUCGUUUGUCGAGAGUGGGAAGAGGGCGGCGGUGCCGCCGCUCGCGAGACUCCCGCCCGACGCGGCGCGGAGAGCGGAGGGGCUCUUCUCCGACCUCUGCGCCGUGCACGCGGCACGCGCCGACGCCGGCGCCGCGCCCGAGCUGCUCGGCUGGUCGCGCGCCAACGUGUCGCUCGAUCUGGCCGAGGUUGGCGCAAAGAUGCGGCGCGCAAAGGAGACGGGCCGGAUCGGCAAGCAACUGGGCCACAUCGUCGUCGGCCGCGAGCUGUUCGGAUUGGGCGAGGUCAGCGACGGCGCGCAGCGCCACAGGGACGUCUGGGCCGCCCAACCGAAGCUCGGCCAUGAGUGGCCGCCGUAGAGGUUUAAUAGAGGUGUUUGUUUGGCGGGCGCUGCCCCGUCCUGGGCGCACUGGUUGGGGGACACCGUCACCGACGAGCGCGUUGGACUUUUCUAACCGGACAAGACGGC
Emiliania huxleyi CCMP1516 is the source of this 1410-nucleotide messenger RNA. RefSeq lists its product as hypothetical. The transcript is spliced from 7 exons. Lineage: Eukaryota; Haptophyta; Isochrysidales; Noelaerhabdaceae. Bases 23 to 1300 code for a protein of 425 amino acids. The record is from RefSeq and is a predicted model, not a curated record.